Messenger RNA from Numida meleagris (helmeted guineafowl), 7811 nucleotides. RefSeq names its product selenoprotein N (gene SELENON). Lineage: Eukaryota; Metazoa; Chordata; Aves; Galliformes; Numididae. The transcript is spliced from 12 exons. The record is from RefSeq and is a predicted model, not a curated record. Gene Ontology annotation, biological process: calcium ion homeostasis; skeletal muscle fiber development. Gene Ontology annotation, cellular component: endoplasmic reticulum membrane.
GCUUCAAUUUUAAUGCUGCCUUCCAUUACGUAAUGAUCGCUUUGACUUUAAAACAGGCCAGGUUUCGGGCUGUGGGAAUGAGGCCAUACAUUUAUAUGAGGACAGGGUUUCUCUCCUCUCAGAUCGUACCACUCCAGACCAUGGAGGUACUCUGUGUAUUCCAACGUAUGGAAAACCUGUCCUACUCCAAAAAAAAACUCGAUGCAAGCUUUCCAUCUCUGCGACCAAAUUCUUCCUAUUUUUUCGUAUUUUCGGCUGGACUCUCCCUGUUGGCAGAAGGGAAAUGCAGGACAGUAUUUUCCUGCUGGGGGAAUUUUCAUGGUGGAAAUCUUCCUCGUUAUUUCUCUAUCAGGAGGCUUUCCUUUGAUACAGGGGUGCCCGGGUGGGCCACUCCGCAGAUGUCUGAAUAUUUGAAAUUCUUCCUCAGCGCUGUAAUGUGCAAUCUCAAGAACCAGCAGCACGGAGCCAAAAGUUGGUUUUGUUCUCCUUUGAGGAGGAUUGCUUCCCAGCAGAUGCCCUGAAUUACUUCACCUUUUGCCUUUCUUUCUUUCUUCCUAUCAAAUAAUUCAACGCUUUGUCAUUUUUAUAUGCUCGCUGAUGACACUGGAAAUGGUUGGGAUAUAAAAUGAGCCCCUCUGCUUCUUAUCUACACGAUACCAUUUGGGCUCUGCCAGCUGCUCUAUCAGGUCUCCUUUUCCAUCUGCAGGGUCUGUCAUUUCAUGUCACCUCUUGCUCAUUUCCCGGACACUCAGGUGUAUUUAUCCUGUCUCAAAGCUGUCUCAUCCUGUUAUAUUUUAUGCUCUAAAAGCACUUGCUAGGUUAUUUGAGGUAAACUAAAGCUCUCCACACCUCUCUGUCCAACCUAGUGAGUCUAGGAAAGCUUAAAGCACAUCUGAAGUGGAGACCAACUCUCUCACGCUUGUCUCUAUUCCCAGACGUUAUUUCAGUGCUCUGUUAAUUCUGUUCUUCCCUUUUCCUCCCCAUGGCCCAAGCAGUGUUCCUUUGACCAAUGGGGCAAAAAGCAGUGAUAGAGUUUUGUGAAUGCUUUCUUCUGUGGUGUGAGUGGCGGAAGGAGCCCUCCCCUCCCUCCCUCUGUCAUGCAGAUGUAACGGCACCGAUCUGAGUUGUAAAUCACCUGGUGUUCAUGUGUUACUGGGCUUCCCAUUCUGGUGCAUUGUGUGUAGAACAGAAUAGUUUCAGCUGGACUCAAUAAUCUUUGUAGGUAGGUCUCUUCCAACUGGCAGGCUACUCUGGAACUGAACCAAAGUUAAACUGUGUAGAAGGGCAUUAUCCGAAUGCCUGUUGAACACGGACAGCCACCUCUCUGAAGCCAGUUUUAGUGUCUAACUACCCUCUUAGUAAGUUUUUCCUGAUGUCUGGUCUGAACCUCCCCUGGCACAGCUUUGUUCCAUUGCUAUGCAUCCUGUUGCUGGAUACCAGCGAGGAAAGAUGAGCACUUCCCUUCCUCAGGACGCUGUGGAGAGCAGUGAGGGGACUCCUCAACCUCUCCUGCAAGCUUAGCACACAGUGUCCUCGGGUGCUUCUCACAGGACCUUCCUUCCUGCCCUUUUGCCAGCUUUGUUGUGUUCCUCUGGACACGUUCAAGCAUCUUAACGCCCUCUUUAAAUUGAGAACUGCACACAGUAUUCUAAGUGAGGCCAGACCAAUGCUAAAUGUGCGAGAAUAGCUCCUGUUGACUGGCUGCUUGUGCUGCGUUUAAUGCACCCCAGAAUACAUAGGUUCAGACUGAGACUGCAGGCAACCAGCACCCCAGACUGCCCUCUUGUAGGGCUGCUCUCCAGCUGCUUGUCUCCCAGUGCGAACCUAUGUGCAGCGCUACUUUGUUCCUAUUGCAGAAUCUGGUAUUUGCCAGCUACCUGUUCAUGUUAAAUUUCAUGCUGUUGCUGAUGGCCCAAUGCUCCGGUGCACCUAGAUACCUCUAGCAUUGCCCAAGCUCACACCAUCACUGCAAGAGAAACACCAAGGGCUACACGUGGAUCUGGGCAGAGAGGGGAACAGUGCCCAAGUUCCAAGGAGAAGGCUGCACUUCAACACCUGCAUCUUGUUCCCUCCAGACGUGUUCUCUGUGUUCUGCAUGAAAACGCGCUGUGCUUUUUUGCUGCUCCUGGGGAUUUCUCACAACUCCACACUCCUGGCUGUUGUUCAGGGUUGCCAGCCUCUUUCUUGAGCAGCUCACGCUGCUUUCUUCAUGGCUCUUGGUCACGCUCUCUAACCAAAACACUCCUUAAACCUAAAACAGAAAUGAUUAGGAAGGCUUAGGAAAUAGCAAAAGCUUCACAAGAUGAAAUGCCGCUGCUUCCUGCUACCCUUAGGGAGCUCAGCCAUUCUGCACCACUAACCCUGCAGCAGCAAAACACGGCACUAAAUCUUCCUGAGCAAUCAAGAUUUCAGUGCAGUGCAGGACUGCAUGUAGGGAAGAGCAGGGAGACUGACUGAUGGGGAAAAGAUUAAAAUGACUAAAUAUCUAUCUUGGGCAAUCCAGUGCUAAGAAGCAACAUGACAGCCACACAGAAGAACACAAAGAACACAGAGCGUCUAAGUUUGGGGUGUCAUUGAUGUCUAUAACCAGGGCGAUGGUGGAAAUGACUCGAAGACUGAGGUGCAAGGAGCAGGGAUCACUGAGGGAUGGCAGCAGUGCCAGCUCCAUUCAGACUGCAGGUGAGAAUCGUUGCCCUGUGGUUGCAGAGUGGCUCAGCCAUUCGCUUCCAGCCUGAUGGCCAUGGGUCUUAAAUCCCUGUGAAAACACAUGCAAGUGAAAAUUCUGUUGUCUGUUAAAAGGGGCAUCAGCACAGAGUUUAUGGAAUCAGCUGUGGAAAUUGGGAUUGGUCAGUCUGGAGAAGAGAAUGAUCAGGGGAAAUGUUAUUACCCUCUAUAGCUCCCUGAAAGGAGGUUAUAGUGAGGGAGGGUCGGCCUCUUCUCCUGGGUAACAGCAGUAGGAUGAGAAGUGGAGGUCUUGAGUUGUACUGGGGGGGUCAGGUUGGAUAUUGGAGAACAAUUGCUUCUCAGAAAGGGCGGUGAUGCACUGGCACAGCUGCCCAGGGAGCGGUGGGGUCAGCAUCCCUGGGGGUGUUACAGAAAAGGUGGAUGUGGCACUGAGGGUCAUGGUGAGAGCGGGCACAGGGUGAUGAUUGGGCGGGAUGAUCUCGGUGGUCAUUCCAACAUGAAUGAUUCUGUGCUUUGUUUUGGGGAGCUGAACCCCUCGGCUGGUAACAGAGCUGGGUGCAGCUCUUGUUGGCUGCGCGCUGAAUUAAGGACCAAAGACCGAUCCUGAAAUCACCACGAGCUGGGAAGGAACUGGGGCUGUUUGGUCUGGGGAAGAGGAGAAUGAGGGGAGACCUUAUUGCUCUCUUCAAAUACCUGAAAGGUGAUGGCAGCGAGAGCGGGGUCGGUCGCUUCUCACUGGUGACAGGACAAGGGGAAAUGGCCUCAAGUUGCACCAGGGGAGGAUAAGGUUGGAUAUCAGGAAGAACUUCUUUAUGGAAAGGCCUGUUAGGCGCUGGAAUGGACUCCCCAGGGAGGUGGUUGAGCCACCGUCCCUGAAUGUGUUUAAAAUCCGUCUGGAUGUGGUGCUCAGGGACGUGAUUUAGCGGUGCGCUGUUAGAGUUGGGGCAGUAUGGUUAGGUUGCGCUUGGACUGGAUCAUCUUGAGGAUCUUUUCCAACCUGAGCAAUCCUAUGAUAAAUCACACCAGAUGCGAAGCACAAACUUACAUUUUCCCCUCACCCUCUCCGGGCCCCGCGCUCCGGGCGGAGCCCUUCCCUCAGCCCGGCCCCUCUCGCCGGACACCGCCCCCGCUCCGGCGCGGCCAUGGCGGAGCGGCGGCGCUGAGCGCGGAGCCUAUGGCGGUUCCCGGCGCGGCACCGUCGCGGCUGGCGCUGGCCCUGGCCGCCUUGGCAGCGCUGGCCGCCGUUAAGUACUACCGAGACGCCGAGGCCGCCCGGCAGCAGGAGCUGGCACUGAAGUCUUUGGGCAGCGAGGGGCUGUUUCUGUUUUCUUCUCUGGACACAAACAACGAUCUGUACCUCAGUCCAGAAGAGUUCAAGCCAGUAGCUGAGAAGCUGACAGGGGUUACUCCGGUCUCAGACUUUGAAGAGGAUGCACCUGAUCCAAAUGGGGAGACGUUGUCCAUUGUGGCUAAAUUCCAGCCUUUGGUCAUGGAAACGAUGACAAAGAGCAAAGAUGGUUUCUUGGGGAUUUCUCACGUCGCUCUUUCUGGGCUGAGGAAUUGGACUGCUCCUGUAUCCCCUAAGAGUGUGAUGCUUGCCAAACAGUUUAAAGCCUUUCUUCCUCCCAAGAAUAAGCUUGAUGUUGGCGAUCCGUGGUGGAUAAUUCCUAGCGAACUGAACAUCUUCACUGGAUAUCUUUCCAACAACAGGUUUUACCCUCCACCUCCCAAAGGCAAAGAGAUCAUAAUCCACAGGCUUCUGAGCAUGUUCCACCCACGCCCCUUUGUAAAAACCCGCUUUGCUCCCCAAGGAUCCGUGGCCUGUAUCCAAGCCAUCAGCACCUACUACUAUACCAUAGCAUUCAGGAUCCAUGCUGAGUUCCAGCUGAACGAGCCACCAGACUUCCCCUUCUGGUUUUCCCCAGGCCAGUUCACAGGUUACAUCGUCCUCUCCAAGGAUUCUUCCCAUGUCCGAGAGUUUAAGCUCUUCGUCCCUAACAAGAGGUCUCUGAACGUUGAUAUGGAGUGGCUGUAUGGGGCGAGUGAAGGCAGCAACAUGGAAGUGGAUAUAGGUUACCUGCCUCAGAUGGAGCUGGAAUCCACAGGGCCCUCGGUCCCCUCUGUGAUCUAUGAUGAGAACGGAAAUGUGAUUGACAGCAGGGAUCCCUCAGGGGAGCCUAUUCAGUUUGUGUUUGAAGAGAUAACCUGGCAGCAAGAAAUCCCCUGGGAAGAGGCAGCCCAGAAGCUGGAAGUGGCCAUGUAUCCAUUUAAGAAGGUUUCCUAUCUUCCCUUCACACAAGCUUUUGAGAGAGCAAAAGCAGAAAAGAAGCUGGUGCACUCAAUCCUGCUGUGGGGUGCCCUGGAUGACCAGUCCUGCUGAGGUUCGGGGCGAACUCUCCGGGAGACUGUCCUGGAAAGUUCGCCCAUCCUCGCCCUGCUGAAUGAGAGCUUCAUUAGCAGCUGGUCACUUGUAAAGGAGCUGGAAGAGCUGCAGACAAACAGAGAGAAUGAGUUCUACAGCAAGCUGGCUGACCUGCACCUUGAAAAAUACAACUUCCCCGUGGAGAUGAUCAUCUGCCUCCCCAAUGGCACGGUGAUUCACCAUAUCAAUGCCAACUACUUCCUGGAUAUUACUUCUAUGAAGCCUGAAGAUGUUGAAAGUAGUAUCUUUAGUUUCUCAGCCAACUUUGAUGACCCUUCUACUGCAACUUACCUCCAGUUUCUGAAGGAAGGACUGCAAAGAGCAAAAUCCUACUUGCAGAACUAAAACCAAAGGCACCCGAAUGCCUCAUGGAGUUGGCCAAAUACUUCAGACAUCUAUUUUGAUUGCAGCAGUUCUUCCUCAUCUUCCUGCCAUGCAUUGAUGUUAAGAUACAGACAAUUCCAGGACUGGGGCUUUUCUCUGGAUGAUCUGGAGAUGUUGGUUCAAGGCUAAAGUUUCAAAUGAUACCAGUUUAUGUCAUCUGCCCUGCUGAGUUCAGGCGAGGUUUUACAGCAGUGAAAAUACUUGGAUCUAUAAACAUUCUUUGUGCAUACACCUUGCCACCCACCCUCAUGUUCUUCCACCUCCUGUUCUGACUCUGGGGUGAAACUCUUUUUACAGCUAUGCCAAGCAUCACCAGGAAACAUCUGAUCUCCAGGGCUAGACUGCGUGUUGAAUUACAGAGAACAGCAUUGCUGUGAUGACCCAACACUCGUGAUGCACACCCGUGCUGUGUGAGCAAGUGCACAGAAUCCAGUGCAGCCAGGAAGCUCUUCCCUGGGCAGCUGGUGUGUGCUGCACUUCCUGCCAGCAGCACUGAGCUGUAAGCUGCUGGGCGGCGUGGAUCCCAGUUCUUUGUGGUAGCAUUAUUGACAGCAGUGGCAACCUGUGUGUAAUGAGACUGUAGCUGAUUUUGUGUAGGCAUGGAAGUAGGAAGGUCUAGCUGGAGGCUUGAUCUCUGAAGUAGCCUCCUCCCAGCUUCCUGGGUGCCUGGGACAGUUAUCCUGAGUGACAUGGUGCGAGAGCUCUAUCACUCACAAUCUUUGCAGCUGAUGGAGAUGAUGAGGUUGAUGUGGUGCAAUUAGGAGUGGAGAAUGGGGCAAUAAGAGGAAUGGUGCAGCUUAGAGAUGUCAGGUCUGGAUUAACUUGGGGAUUAAGGGUCAGAGCCUCUGGCAGUGAGCUCCCUGUGUGCCUACAGGCUAUGGGAUGCUGUAAUGAACUGUGCCCCCAUUCUACUCAGACCAAAGCUACUCCCACCUCACCUUUUGGUAAAUGAAAUGGUGUUUUAAGCACAUUCCUAUAGGUAGGUGAGACAAAGCAUCUUCAGAAGAUGGCUGCAAGCAGCUCUUUCUAUUGAUGCUUUUUCUGCUCUCUGAAGCACAAUUUUGUUGGACCAAAUCCAAAGUUGGGGGAAAGCCUUUUUGUUUUUUGAAGGGGGGGGGGGGUACUUUCAUUCCUGGGCUUCAGGACCUGGAAGGAAUGCUGGGGUGUCGUGAUUCACAGAACCACAGAAUGGAUAAGGUUGGAAGGGAUCUCUGGAGGUCAUCAGGCUGAGAUUAGAUGGACCUUUGAGCAACUCGGUGUAGCUUUGCUAAUUGCUCUAAGUGAGAUUAAUUACCUGUGGGAUGUUUCUUAGUAUUGGCUUUUUAACUAUGCAUUAGCUCUGCACUUUCCUAGCACUUCAGGGGGCCUGUGGUAAUUACAGGGUUGGAUUACAUACAGACAGUGCUUUCAGUGGUGGCCGUGGAAAGUGUCACCAUGGCAGGCUCAGCCUCCAUUGUCCCUCUUGGGGACUUUGGACCAAGCCAAAAGCAACAGAGCAGAGUGCCUGCCUCCAUCCAGCUCCUUGGGAAGCACUGCUGUAGCGUUAUCUGCUCUUAUGGCUUUCUCAGAGCUUCACCUGAGGGGUUUUCUUUGUUUCUUUUUUUUUGUUCACCUCUCAGUCUGGGGCUGCAGCCUUCAAAGCAGUGCACGUGUGUAUUCCUUCCAUUUGUUUUUCUUUUGACUGGUUUUGUUGCAGAAGGGGCCGGAGGGAGCAGUGGCUGAGCACUCCGGGGCUGUCUUCUCAAGGCUUGGAGAAACAGGUGCAGGCAAAGCUAGGGAGGACCAGGCAGAGGAGAGAUGCAAGCCCCUCUCCCUGGUGCUGUGAGCACAGGAUGGAGGGGAUUCAACUGAGUGGCAGCAGGAGGAGCCUGAACAGCCGUCCAUAGCCUGGGGCAAUCUGGAGAAUCCUGGAUUCAGCAGUGUCCUCAUAUUAACUCAUUAACCACAAGACAACGUAAUCAACGUGUCACCUUCCAUCUCCUGCUGUGAGUGGGCUCUGGACAGAAACUGUUGCCUGAGGACUUAUUUUUUUAAUACCUGCCAAGCAUUUGCUCUUAUAUAUUUGUAAUCUUACUAUAUUUUUUCAGUAAGCUUGUGAUACUCCAGAGUGGGAGGGUGAUGCUGCUUUUCGCGAUCUCCUGCGCUUCGUGAUGCUCUGGCCUUAAAUCCACAAGCGGGUCAGAGCUGAUGUCUGACAGCAGCACGUCGUGGGAAAGCAGCGCUGCUCCGCCUCUGGGGCUGCGUGCGUCGGUGCCGCUCGGUGUGACGGGCCGUCCGGGCCGCCUGUAGCCGCGCUAGUUAAACCGAUCCCACCACCUCA